AUGGAUGGCAUGUUCGAGACCGCUUUGAUGAAAAGACUCGGUUCAUCAGCUUUGCCUUCUUCUCCCCUUGGCAAAAGCAACAGCUACAGGCACAUGGGGGAGAUAUCCCCUGUAACUGGAAAAGGUGUUCCUGUUGUUUGGUUUCUGACAUCAAAUGAACAAAUCCCGACAAUUCGUGAUAUCUUACUGUGGCUUCGACAAGAUCACAAGUUCCAGCCAAAGACGUUCAUGACCGACUGUUGUCCAGCUUUGGCAGGUGCUAUCAAAGAGGCGUAUUCAGACUCAACUUCCCCGCCUCAGCUGUCCUGGUGCUUCUUUCAUGUUCUACGCGCGGCCCGUAAAAAGGCAAUCGAGUUGGCUGGUAAACAAAUAGCGGAAGACCUGGUCCUUGGUUUCAUCAAAAUAGCUUAUGCGGUCUCUCCUCAGGCAGCUUUUGAUCAAUUUGUCCAUGAGUGGGCAGAGUCUCAACCUCAAUUUGUCCAUUAUGUUCGUACUUUCUGGAUGAAGCAUGUAGCUCGCUGGGCAAGAAGUUAUGCACACCCAAACAACCAGGGAAUCCAUACAAACAACUAUGUUGAAGUAUGGCACCGGCUUCUGAAAGUUAUCUAUCUCCCUCGUCAUACACGCCUCCGACCCGACAACCUAGUACAUAUCCUUAUGAAAGAAGUUGAGCCUGAUUUCCGAAUUGCUUCUUCAAAAGUUCUGCUGGGCUUUCGUGGACCGCGAACAAAUAAAGCUCAGGAAAUUUCCAAACGUACUGCGGAUCAUUAUUCGGUGGAUGAUCUAUCUAUUCUGGGUGUCCGAAUUUUUCGCUUUCCUGGCCUAUUCCUCAUUGACUCACUUUCAAAUCCAUCAAGACGGACGUAUCUAGUCAAGUUCAAACCUGCGCGACAUCACUUGAAAGCGGAAGUUUCAAAUUGCAACUGUGAAGGCUUUUCUAAAGAGAAGGUGGCAUGCAAGCACAUGUACCUAAUCUCGAAAAACUUUGACAUGGUGAUAGUCGAGGACCCUAGCUCAAUCUUCACCGUACAGUGGCUCACUGGCCCUUAUGGGAACGUCCAUACACUUCAAACUUAUGCUUCAUACAUCAAAUCACAAUACCCUGAACAAUCAGAUCGGAUUCCACAACCCUGGCCCAUCGGUUUGAACACUGGUUCCGAUAAUCGUAUCUCUAGUGAUAUCACAUCAACAGUCUCUUCCUCCAAUCGUGAUUUGGCCAAUUCGGUUGUGGUGGAUGCCGAAACAGUGCAAGCUUCAAAUUCCUUUGUCGAGGCUCAAAUUUCGUCUUCUCCUCCCGGUGGCUCACCAUAUGAGUGGUUCGGAUCCGUGAUCGAAGCUUCUGUGAUGUGUUCAAUCGAUGUAGAUGAUCAAGCUGUCACAUCUUGUGGAUGUGAAAUGUUUCAAUUCACAAAGAAACCGUGUGGUCAUAUGUUUACUGUGUCAAAAGAAUUGGGACUGCCUAUUGUUUUCAACAGGAAUCCGACUGUCUCUGUUGAAAACACGGCUAUGCCAAUAAUUACUUGCAAGCUUCACUGUGGGCGUAAAUUGGUUACCGAGUGUAACUGUGAUCAUUUUCAGAACCUCAGCAAGCCCUGUUCUCAUAUGCGAAAAAUGUGCCGGACGCUGGGCCUUGAGUUAUACGUGUUGACAUCCGAUAGCGACAAUGGCUCAGAUGCGAGCUCUUCGAUUGAUUCCGAACAGCAUAUCAAGCGCUCCGAGGAAGAUCACUCCUUACCGCAAUCCGUCGAUCCGAAUGCCUUGGAACAGGUCUCAAAAACAAUUUCUCAUAGUGACUUUACCACUCCUUUAGUCAGAUCUACUUGCGCCACACUCAAACGCAUCACUAAUUCGUUAUCGAAGAAUGCAAUCAACCGUCUGAUCACCUCGGUUGACCCAGAGACUGUGGAAGCGAUCGAGGGGUCUGUAAAGCGACUGGAGAGGUCAUUUGGUGAUGCUCUCGACAGCGGUCGCCCUUCAAAACAGCAUAGACAUGCACAAUCAGAUUCCUUACUCACAGCCACAGUCGGUCAACGACGCAAAGCUCGUUGGGUUCAGGUCGGUAGUAUUCGCACGUCACUCAGUGCAUCCAAGUAUGCACUUCCAUGGAUGCACACAGUGACGUGCCGAUGCACCAGUGCAUCCUGCGAUCCACGCACACCGAGGAUUUUCUGCCAACCGCUCAGCCACGUAUGCGCUCGCUCUGCCUACACAUCUUACAACUGA
Messenger RNA from Melampsora larici-populina 98AG31, 2223 nucleotides. RefSeq lists its product as uncharacterized. Gene Ontology annotation, molecular function: zinc ion binding. NCBI's taxonomy places the organism in Eukaryota, Fungi, Basidiomycota, Pucciniomycetes, Pucciniales, Melampsoraceae. Bases 1 to 2223 code for a protein of 740 amino acids. The record is from RefSeq and is a predicted model, not a curated record. The transcript has 7 exons.